AUGGAGAUUCCAAGUCAUAUUGUUGCUCCAGAUGGGAUAGAACUUAGGAGAUCUGAGGUCGAUACUUCUCAAAUAGGUGCUUGGUGCGUGACACCCAUUGCCAAGGGAACAAUAUUUGGCCCAUUCGUCGGAGAGAUUGUUAACAAAUACAAAAAUAAAAACAUUGAUUACAGAUUCGCUUGGGAGGUAUUUGACCUUGAGAAGAAUGAAUUAUCCCAUAUUAUAAAUGCCACGGACCCUAUGAAGGGAAACUGGAUGCGUUAUGUUAACUGCGCCCGCUUCCUGGAGGAACAGAAUAUUGUGUCGGUUCAGGAUAAUGGCGAAGUCUUCUACAAGGCAAUUCAGGAUGUAGAUCCACAAAAAGAGCUGCUGACUUGGUUCCAACCGUUCAAGAAACGACGAAGGCGCAGGAAGACCGCGACUGUGGAAGGUAAAUUACCAGAUGCUGCUGUUCAAGUUAAAGCUAAAUCUCAACCCAAGGUCAAAACUCCCUCCAAGGUUAAAUCUUGUGCUAUGGAAACGGAACCCUCUAGUAAAAAAUUAUCAUCAAAAGUCGUGAAGGAAGCAUCAGUAUUAACAGAGCCAGCCUCCGAAGCAUCUGCCAUGGCAGCAACAGAACUGGUAUCCAUGAUCCCAACAGCAUCUACAGGGAACUACAUAGAUUCCCCUAUAGAGAUUCUGGACACAAAGAGACAACGGAAGAAGAAAAAAUUGUUUGAUGAGGAAAUACUUCUGACAGACUUAGUUUUCAAGAAGAAAAGACGUCGGCGAAGCAAGGAAGAGAUAGAGAGAGAUGCAAUUGAGGCUGCAUUAAAUGCUCAAAGCAAAGGGAAACGUAAACGUGGAAGAAAAAAGAAAUCUGAUACAAUAGGCAAGGAAGAAAUUCCUGAAGAGUUUCAAGUGAACAAUGAUGAACAUGGAGUUCGGGAAGAUAGUCCGAUGAAAACUUCUCCAGUUCUGGAAAAUCUUGAGGAGGUGGAAGGAAACACAGUUGAAAGCUUGGAAAAAUCUUGGAAGUAUCCUGGUAAACAUCUUGAAUACCAGUUUUCACUUCAUUCACACUUUGGCAUUACACAGAAUGGACGACGUGCCUAUAGGUGUGAUGUCUGUGCUGGGGUCUAUAAGCAUACAUUCAGUCUAAAGCGACACUACCUCCGUAACCAUAUAAACUGUCGCUACCUCAGUCGCGCUGACAUCACAAACUGUAUGAUUCUGAUUGGUCAACAGCAACUGGCAAUUCUCAAAUCAAAUGGGAAAGAUGUACUUCAAAAAAUUGAUGAAACAAUGUCCAAGACUUGUAAUGAGAAUGAACUUAAAUUGAAGAAAGAAUGUGAGACUGAAUCACAAAAUUCCAACCAAGGAGAGACAGCGAUUGAUUCUAAGGAAGAAGAAAUGGAGGUUAGCAACAACAGCAAUACAACAACUGAUUCUGUGCUUCAAUCAGUGACUGACCCUUCAGAACAGAAUUCGCAAAGUUGUCAGGAUGAGCAGUCAGCUGAGCAAAACAUGCAAAUCAAAAUUAAAAAAGAAAAUUCUACAGAGGAAUCUCCAGAUGAGGAAAUGCAAACCACUGUUGCUCAACCUUUACCAGCUAUGGUGGGACUUUACAAAUGUAAUGUAUGUUAUAAACUAUUUGAUGAUGUAAAAGCCCUGAAACUGCACACACAAGACCAUCCAAAGGUUCCGGAUGAAAAAGGUUUUUCUUGUGACAAGUGUCAUAUGCGAUUUACAUAUAAACAAAACCUGGUACGUCACCAGAUGGUUCACAAAGGUGAAGCUGACAGGCCAGUAAAGUCUUUAUCAACUAUGCCAGUGAAGACGAAGCAAAAGCAUGGAGAGAAGAAAGUGCCAGUGGUUGGGAAACCUUUUAAAUGUCCUCGAUGUCCCAUGAAGUUCAAGUACACCACAAACUUGGAGCGCCAUGAAGCCUUGCAUUUUGCGGAUCGCUCCUUCAUUUGUUCCUACUGUGGGAAAGGCUUUCCUUCUGCUACAAACAUGAAAAAACAUGAGCACAUUCAUUUAGGUAGUCGUGUUCCGUGUAAGUACUGCACAGCUGUUUUCGUCCAUGUCGGAAGUCUUCGAAAACAUAUUCGAUUGGAACAUCCUGACAUUCAUCGUCAACGUCUUCUUAAAUUAUUGGAAAAAAGAGGGAAACUUGGAUCGAAGGCUGCACGUACCCUACAGGAAAGUUAUAACAAAGAGCCAACAUCUACUCUUCAAGACAAACAGCCUCCUUCAUCUUCUCAAAUUGCACAACGCAUGAAAAUAAUGAAAGAAGGAAAAGUGCCUGUUAGAGACGAAUCUGAUUCCAAAUUUAAAUUUUCUUGUUUGAUUUGUAAGAAGAGAUUUUCAGCCUAUGUAAAUCUGUGUCGACACAGACGAUUGGCUCACAAAGAUGAUGGCAAGUUGUCCAGAAUUAUUCCAAGUGAAUCCACCAUUACAGAAACAUCAUUUCCAAGUACAGUGAAGCCAAAACGUCAGUUGUCAAGGCUACGGAUACUGAUGGGUAGUCCAAAGAGAGAUGAAGAACCAAUUGUUUUUGAGACAGCAAAUGAUCCAAUCGAUGAUUCCCCUGAAGCUAAUUUAAAUUUUUAUGCAAAUGUUGCUGCCAACAUUGCUGAGAAUCUCACAAGUUACAUUGAUGGAGGAGAGGACUCAAUAGCUCACUUCAGACAACACAUCAGAAUAAAGGAUUAUGACUCGGUUUUUACUACAGUGAAAGAUGAGAAAAGUGAAGAGCAGGAAAAAACAGAUGUUAAAGAUGAGUUUCAAUGGGAAAAAUUCAACUUCCCUCGCAACUAUAACCCAAAAGUUAUAACAGAGGAUUUUAUGGAUGUGACAGAGUUAGUUCCCUUAGAAAAUGACAGGAAAGUCGAACAGGUUACAGAUGAAGCUUCUUACAAAAACAAGGUUCCAGCUCUCUGUACACGGCGAAGAACAUCAAGGGAGGGAUUAUCUUCUGCAGAAAACUCUCGUGAUGGACUUGAAACUGGACAUUUCCAACAAAAAGAACUUCAUCAGAAUGAAACAAAAAUGGAUAUCAAAACUGAAGUAAAUGAUGACAAGAAAAAUGAUGAAAACAGAGAAGACAAACAUCGUAACAUGGAGAAUAAAUUAGAUGUCAAAGGUGAUGACAAAUAUGGUGAAAUGGAAAAUGCAAACAAAAAAUCAGAUGUGAAAGAAGAAGUGACAAAAGCAGUAUUAAAACUUCCUCUCAAAAUGAGCUCAAAUGCAUUAAAAACUGACUUAGCACUAGAGAACCAUGACCAAAAUUUGUGUGAUAAUGUCAAGGAACAUUCUGAACAAAGAAACAUUGAGGACUCUAUACAUUUAAGUCUACAGCACAGAAACAGUGAUAGUUUGGAAUCUAAUUCUGGACCAUCUGAAAGCAUGUCAAAAGGAGACCCAAAUUCUGUAUCAUCUGAAAUCUUGUCAAAAGGAGAACCAACUUCUGAAUCAUCUAAAUGCUUGUCUAAAGGAGAACCAAAUUCUGGAUCAUCUGAAUGCUUGUCUGAUGAAGAACCAAAUUCUGUAUCAUCUGAAAUCUUGUCAAAAGGAGAACCAACUUCUGAAUCAUCUAAAUGCUUGUCUAAAGGAGAACCAAAUUCUGGAUCAUCUGAAUGCUUGUCUGAUGAAGAACCAAAUUCUGGAUCAUCUGAAUGCUUGUCUAAAGGAGAACCAAAUUCUGGAUCAUCUGAAUGCUUGUCUAAAGAAGAACCAAAUUCUGGAUCAUCUGAAAGCUUGUCAAAAGGAGAACCAAAUUUUGGGUCAUCUGAAAGCUUGUCAAAAGGAGAACCAAAUUUUAGGUCACUUGAAAACUCGUCAAAAGGAGAAUCAUCUUCUAAGUCAUCUGAAAUCUCAUCAAAAGAAGAAACAAUGGAGACAAAAGAAAAUGAAGAUAUAAGCAUUUGCCCUGGAGAUGCUGCUAGUUUGCAUGAUACAGACUCGAAAAUUACUGUGUCAGAGUCAACAGAAUUGAUGAAAGCAGGAAGUUCAGAAAAAGCAGAAUUGGUGGAAACAGAAGAUGUUAGUGAACAAAAUGUUGGUGUGGAGAGCAUAUCAGAUAAUGAGGAACCAAAAGAGCAUGAUGUACCAUCUGUUAAUGUGGAGAAAGAGGGAGCCAACAAAAUAGCAACAGAUUCCAAACCAGAAAAGGAAAAUCACCAAGAUUGUUUGCAAAAUGAUGGCAGUUGUGUAACAGUUACAGAUGUGAUAAAUGUUGAGAAAUCUGCGAAUUCAAAUGGAUCAGAAUUGACAGAAAAGGAUAAAAAUGACGGUAGCAUUAACAAGGAUACAAACCCUGGGUUACAAAUAUCAAAUGGAGCAGAUGUGGCAGAGCUUUGGUGCCAUGAGACACUCAGCAAUACUGAAAACAUAACCCCUGACAGUAACAUUGACAUGAACAGUAAUAAUAACAACACUGAUGAUUUAAAUUUAUGUCAGAAUGAUGACAGUAACAACAGCGGCUACAGCAGUCCAGGUGUCUAUAAUCCUCCACUCUCGCCCGAUUCCGAGUCUGACCUUGAUCUUGAUCAUUACGGAGGUGCUGUUUCAGCCAGACAACUUAUUCAAGGUCUAAACCUGGCUAAGGCAAGGCAGAACUGGCAAGAAAACAACAACAUUGGAUCAAAGGAUGACAGGAUAAUCUCUGCAGAACGUAUCUAUCGCAGUCUGCUCAAACUCAGAGAGGACCCAGAUCAGUCACCUCAGCGCAGUCCAUUACACAACUUUGAUUCUAUAGCAUUUGGGAACUUUGGGAAGCGAGCGUAUGUUUGUUCAGUGUGUAUGCGACAUUUUGCUGAUAAUGAGGCUGUAUUGAGGCAUCAGUGGAAAAAACACCCCUUGGUGGCCUGUCAUACACUAGAGAUUGAGGAUGGCCAUGAUAUAGAGUACCUGUAUUACACACAGCCAACCAAUGUCGGAAUCUUGGGCGCGUGUGGAAAGGCACUAGAGAAGGUGAUGGAUCGUAAUACUUACACCUGUACGAGAUGUAAUGGCAGUUUCAAAAAUAUUGAUCGGCUACAUAUUCACAUCAUGAACUGUGCCCCAAAACCAGCCGUAUCAUCAGAAACACAAGAGAAGUUGCCACGGAAACGAAGGAGAAAAUUUCCUAAGAAAUUGAUUGGGAUGGAACUUGAGACACAAGAUGCAGAACAGCAAGAACGAGAAAAACUGGAAGAACUCAGCAGAAACUACAUUGCAAAAUUAAAAGCGCAGAAAAAAAUAUUCCUGGGUUGUAGGAAACGAAAGCUAAUUGAUGUUCCAAUCAAUGAAAAUUCCAAUGAUACGAAGAUGAAGCGUCGUCGUAGUUACGAAAUUGGUUACAAUCCUGGAAAUCAUGUACGUCGGCGUGAGAUGACAGAACUGCUCGAUACACAUCAGUGUAAAGGAUGUGGGGUGAAAUUCAAGUCCAUUUCACUCUUAGAGCGACAUGUACGCAAAUGUGAUGGCAAAGAAAAGUUCAAAGACUUGAAGGUCAUGAAGUCUACUGUCAAUGAAAGUUUUCACAAGAAGCACAAACAGACCUGUCUUUAUUGUCAGAGAGGCUUUGCCUACCCCAAAACAUUAAUGAACCACUAUCGAGCUUUUUGUGUUGUGAAAAAGGAGAAACUUAUCAAAGGAACAUUGAGUGAAGCAGAACGUAAAACAGAAGCAGAGAUGAUAGUGAGGCUCAAACAACAGGAUGAGGAUCGGAAUGAGGCUGUAUCUGUUCAUCAUAUGGAAGAAAUUGAAGGUCACAGAAAGGGUUGGCCAAAGGGUCUCAAGAGAAAAUCAAGACGUAAAAAUCACUGCUGGACAUAUAUCAAGAAACGCAAGUCAUCAAAUGAUGCUUUUGAAAAUGAUGAUGAUUAUAUGUCAGAGACCCCUUCUCGGAUCUCUUCAGAUUCACCAUCAAAAUCUAACGAUUCAUUUUCCUCAAAAUCUGAAUCUGUAUCAUCACAACAAAUGGAUCCUAUGAAACGUUUGGAUUUUUCUAACAAAGCAAACGAGACAAGCUUAUUAAGUGAAGAAUAUACAAAUACCUCUGCCUCAACAGACAGUAACGAAAAGCAGCAGAAUCCUGUUGUAAUAAAGAUUGAAACAUUUGAAAACUUGGAUGCUGCAGUGUCUGAGGACUGUGAUGAAGAAACAAGAAAAGAAGGAGAAAGUCAUAAUAAUGGAAUGUGUAGUAGUCAAACUUUCAAAAAUGUUGAGAAACAGUCUAUUGACAAUUCUUCAGUGAAAGGAGGUAGUGGGACUAGUAUUUCUCAUAUAGAUGGAAGUAAAGUUGGACAAGAAAAUUUGGAAUGUAAACUAGUCAAGUACAAUGUUGAUACAGUAUCUCCUGGUUCAGAUCAACACAUGCUGAAGCUGAAACCAGUUGUUGAAGGAAUUUUGUCUCAAAAUGAUGAAAAGUCAGCUUCCACAGUAUCACAAGGACGUGAUUCUUCUCUAAACAAACCUGGUAGCAAGUCUCCAAAGAAAGUGAAAAAGAACAAAUUGUCUCCCCUUAGCAUGACAACCCUUCAAUCAAGUGUGUCUAGUCAUACAGCAUCAACUGUUUCAUCGCAGCAAAAGGAGGGCUCAGAUUUAUCCUCGGUAAACAUGGUCUACAGUCAAAAGACAGCUUUGCACACAACAGGUGAUAGUGGAAAACCUCAGAAUAACGCAGCUGUGAAAUCUCCAGCAAAAAAGCCAGGAAAAAAACCAGCUGCCACAACACAAACUACAAAACAAGAUUUGAACAAGCAAAAUGUGAAAGAUAUGUCAUUUAAUGAAGAAAAAGGCAAAAAGGGUCUCAACAAGGCUAAAGGAAUCACAUCUGGUGACAAAAUGCAAUCUACAACAAAACGUGCUCCCGUAGUUCUCAAUUGUCCGGAUCUAUCAAAGAUGAUUGGGAAAGGAGAUCUGCCAAAAAAGACCAGCAUGAGAAAACCAAAGAAAUCUGUAUCGUCUGUGGAGAUCAGGACAAUAUCACAACAAAAUCAAAGUGAUAGUUCUUCAACUCUCAAUUCAGAGAUACAGCAGAUAUCUGCAGUUACAGGUACACAGAAGUUGGGCAAAGUUGAAUUUGCACAAAAAAUUAACAGUGGUUCUCUACAUAUCGCAUGUAAAACAGAAAUACAUAAUGAAUCAAAGGAUUUGUCCGCAGUUUCUAGAUUAAAACCUUCGUUAGAGGAAAAUCCAGGUAUGUCAAAGAGGAAAUCUUCGGAGUUAAGCAGUACAUUCGAACAAAAAACAACUGAUAGUCAACCUAGAAUGAAAAAUGACUUGGUCAACAAUGAACUGUCACAAAAAUCCUGCAGUCCCAAGUCAUUGGAAAGAUAUGAUAUGGUUCAACCAAAAGUAUUAAGUAAGAUGGAGAAAACAAGGAAGCUGAGUGAAGAUGCCUUAACCAAACGGGAUGAGGAUGUGAACACAUGUGAUUCAAAAACCCCGAAAGUGAUUGUUCAUUUAGGAUCCGAAAAAUUCUGUGUGUCAUUACCCAAUCCUGCCAUAUCAUCAGUUUUAAAUAGUACAUCUAAAAUUACUAAAAUUAUAAACAAGACUGAAACAGAAUCUGUUGCUAAUCAGGACUCAAAGGAGACAACUAAUUUAUCUGAAGAGGAGAAAAAGGGAAACAAUUCAAAAACACAGGGCAGCGCUGCAACAGCUCAAGGACAUCCACUGAAAACGGUACCAAAAAUGUCAAAGGUUCUGAUGGAUUGUGGGAAAAUUUCCAAUGUAAGGUGGCCGGUAAAAAAACCACCAUUGGAUGAAGGAGGUUUGGUCAAAGUUCACUGCCAAGAAGCAGCUACUGGUACACAAACUGGAAAUGUCUUAUCUUCUUGUGAUGGUGGAAAGGACCUCCCCUUUGGUACAAAAAUAUUUGUUGAUAAAACUCCAAAGAACAUUUGUGUAGACACAACAGAAAAAUCACCUAAAAAACAACAAAGACCAACAGUAAAACCAAAACCCAAGCUUAAACAACAAAAAUCAAAACAACAAUCGGAAAACAUUUCUAAUGAAUCCAUGGAAACGAUAAAGAAAGGCCCUACAAGAACUUUGCGAGUCAAAUACGACGGUGACUUCAUUAAUGUUGAAAUUCCUGAUUUUAAUACAUCUGUAGGAGAACAUAGUGAUCAAACACAUGGAGAGACGCCCCGAAACAGCCUAGUGUCUGUGAGCAAAGUGCAAGGAUUUACAACCCAAAAAACAUCAAUUUCCAAUUCAGUUAUUAAUGUACCACAAAUACAGUCUGAUGCAAUAGUAAAAUCCCCACGAAAACGUCGUAAAACAUCACCAAAAAUAAAUCUAUCGCCAGAAAUAAAAGCCACCAAGUGUGUUCAAGACAGUGCUAGACUCUCUAUGUCACCUGACAAGAUAUCACAUGACCCUGUGUCAACUGACAAAGUAACGAAGGUUACAAGGUCUACAGAUGAAAUGCCAAAGAUAAUGAUGACCCAUGACCAGAUGUCAAAAGACAAAGUGGAAACUGAAGCAACAUCAAGGGUCAAAGUUCAAGGUAACAAAUUAAACAGUAUUGUGGAGGACUUUGACUCUCUAGCUCCUAUGAACAACUUGCUACAGCUUGCAUGCAUUGCUACAGAUGUUCUGAAGGGAGUUGUGGCUUCAUCUGAUGAAGAAGAAAGAACAUCUGUGUCGAAAACAAGUCCAUUUCACAGUGAAUCUGUUCAAGAGACCUUAACUCCCAACUCAAUUUCUCCCUCCCAUCUUCCCUCUAAGACAGUUUCGGCUAAUGCAACUCCCAAGCUGAUGGAUCCAUCUUGUGUGAACAGGAAAAUGUCCAAUAUUGUGAAUAAGGUAUCGAAUGCUUCUUUGAGUGUUAAGCCAAUUAAUUCAAAAGAAGCACCUGUAAAGUUAGACAGCCAUGGUUCCAAGGCUGAUUUAACGAUUAUUCCCAUCUCUGCAAAACCACUGAAGCCAAGUCCCAGGAAGAAACGUGUAACAAGGUCCCCAAUGAAAUUGGCAACAAGGGAGGAACUUCUUAAUAAAUGUGGCUUAUCUCCUCAUACUGUCAUGUUCACAAACACAAUGCUUGUCAAGGGAGAUAAUUCAGAAAUAGCGACUAAGGGUGAUAAGAUGAAAUCUUCUACCUAACUUGGGCGAGGGGGAGAGCUGAGAUUGAAUGAUGAGAAUGAUAUUAUUUUGAUAAUAUAGAGAAUUCCUCAAAUGUUCAUUUACUUGCAUAUCAGAAUUAUGAAUUGUGUUCCGUUUCAUUUUUUAUUGUUUAAAUCUUGGUCUGUUAUGAUUGUAUUGACUGUUCUGUAGAUGCCUGGUCAGUAUUAUCAACCUUCGAUGAACUAUAUUACUGUAUUCAGCUGUAGGUCCAUGUCCUGUAAUUAGUCCUCUCACAUUGCUGUCUUGAGAAAUUCCAGCAAAUUUUAUUUCAUUAUUUAUAAUACACCCACCCUCUUCUUCUUGUCAGGGUAAUCUGGUAUCCAUAAGUGGCCUGGGCUUCAGCAAUGUCAGUACAUAGGAUAUGUUCAAUGGUAAAGGGUUUUUUCACUCUCCACAGUAUAAUGUGGUAUAAAACAACAUGCAGUCUUUAAUUUUAGCGGGGAAAAAAAGACCAGCUGCUCAAAAAUAUCAAAUAAUUUGUAUUAUUAAAAUAAAUAUGAUUGAAACUAAUUUGGAAAAGAUUAAAAUAAAUAUUUAAAAAAUGAGCCAGGUAUGCAUUUGUAUAUCUGACCAGUUGGAUCUACGAUGGUUAUUCUAGUAAAUGGCCAAGUUGAUUAACAUGAACAUCAAUCCAGAAUGAUUCUUGUGUUAAUUGUGUUUCCUUCAGUACAGGUUUCAUCAUUCUUACCUUGUUCAAACAAAGGUGAGCUCCACGAUCCCUGUGAUUUGAUAAAUUCCAAUUUCUUUUACUAAAUUAAUUAAUUUUCAAACAGUUUUAUAUCCAUGUUACUCCGAAUUUCUUUUAUGUAUGUAGCUUUAGGUUUUGACAGAAAAUUCAAAAUAAAAAAAAUUGAUGGCAGGUUGAUGAAGUGUAGUAAUGAUAAAUAUGUUGGAUUUGGAUGUCUUCAAAAUAUGGUAGUUAUAAAAUGCAUACACAAAGUGUUAAAACACAGAAAUCUCUUUAUCUAUUCAACGGAUUUAACAGUUGAAUUUUAACACAGACAACCUUCGUCUCUCUAUAUAACACAAAUCUUCUCAUUUGUGUCACCGUAUUUAUUCAAUUACAAACCCAUGCCUGGCAAGAAGUCCAUUCAUACAUAUAGCUGUUAAGUGAAAUUAUAAACCCAUUCUUCAUGUUAUUGUUAUAAAACAAGCCCAUGUAUCCCGUCUCUGACCUAUUGAAGGUUUAAUAUGGUAUAUACCAUAGCAUUCUCCAACCCUGUGUGUUCCAUUAGAUACAAAUGUAUCCUUGUGUUACCAUGGUUAUCUGAUGUUAUGUAGCAAAGAAAUCUGUUCUCUCUCUGUAUAUGCUGCUUGUGAGUUGUUAUGAAGGUGCAUUUUGAUUACUGUUCAUUUUUGUGAUUGAUGAAGAGAUACAACUGUGAAAGAAAAAUAUAAUGUUGAAAUAAAAGUGAAGGAUUGCCAC
Ylistrum balloti is the source of this 10528-nucleotide messenger RNA. RefSeq lists its product as uncharacterized. The transcript is spliced from 6 exons. Gene Ontology annotation, cellular component: nucleus. The record is from RefSeq and is a predicted model, not a curated record. Bases 1 to 9081 code for a protein of 3026 amino acids. NCBI's taxonomy places the organism in Eukaryota, Metazoa, Mollusca, Bivalvia, Pectinida, Pectinidae. Gene Ontology annotation, molecular function: protein binding.